Messenger RNA from Synchiropus splendidus (mandarinfish), 3555 nucleotides. RefSeq names its product beta-1,3-galactosyltransferase 1-like. Gene Ontology annotation, molecular function: N-acetyl-beta-D-glucosaminide beta-(1,3)-galactosyltransferase activity. Bases 696 to 1721 code for a protein of 341 amino acids. The record is from RefSeq and is a predicted model, not a curated record. Lineage: Eukaryota; Metazoa; Chordata; Actinopteri; Syngnathiformes; Callionymidae. The transcript has 2 exons. Gene Ontology annotation, cellular component: membrane.
CCCACGCAGUCAUCAGCACCUAACCCUUGGCCUUGCUCUCGGGCAACGCCGAUUUACCAUGUGCCGGUCUCACUGCUGCCUCUCAGCUGUCUGGGAUGGUUUCCCACUUUUUGUUGUUUAUGAGUGACCCCUGGCCCUCAAAUGAAGGACAUUAUGAAAGGGAUUUCACAGCCAAAUGUCUUGGCUCAGACCCCACCUUCAUUACUCAGUGCUUGUCUCGGAAGGAGGGGAGGACCGAGACGGGGAAGGAGAGAUUAUGAGGGAAUAGGACUGCAGGGAUCAGCGCUACCUCUCGGCCGAGAAUGCGAUAGUUUCCCGAGCAAAAUGGGGGGAUUUUAAGAGAAAAUACGCAUUGCAGUUUCGGUCCCCUGCUUCUCCAUCCCAGAGGCUGUACUUGGAGUGGAAAUGACAAACCAGACUGGGGAGGUGCGACUGCCAGGAAGGACUGAGGAGCCAGUCAAGAGUCCAAAGAAAGGGAAGGAUGAGGAUUUGGUUCCGCUGGAGUGAAGCUGGCCGGCGAGCCGAGAUGGGCCACAGUAAGGUUCUGGAAAUCUCCUUCGACAGCUGUCUAGUAACAUAACCGUGCAGUUGAGAGCUCCAUCGUGAACGUCGAUGCCAUAUGUGCGGCGGCGGCAGCCUCACGCUGCACCGCCAAAAGUAGGUCGACCCAUGGAGGCGUGGCCCAAACUCUUCAAAUGCUGCUGCCCGUAGUGAUGCCGCCCGAGUUACCAGCAAUGCCUUCUAAGGUGUCCUGCUUAUACCUGCUGACCGUGGUUUGCUGGGCCAGUGCUCUGUGGUACCUGAGUGUGUCCCGCCCCUCCACCUCCUUCGUGGGUCAGAUGAAUAUUCCAGUCAGGAAGACGCCAAAGCUGAGCAAGAAUGCGACUUUCAGUAAUAUUCGGACGAGAUCCCUCAACCCCCAUGAUUUCGACUACCUCAUCAACGAAGCAAAGAAGUGUGAGCCGGAGCCCCCCUUCCUCGUCAUCCUGAUCAGCACCACCCACAAAGAGUUUGAUGCCCGGCAGGCCAUCAGAGAGACGUGGGGGGAUGAAGGCACGUUUCCCGACGUGCGCGUGGUGACGCUCUUCCUGCUGGGUCGCAGCGUGGACGCCGUCCUCAACCAGAUGGUGGAGCAAGAGAGUCAGAUCUUUCACGACAUCGUUGUUGAGGACUUCAUUGACUCCUACCACAACCUGACCCUGAAGACAAUGAUGGGCAUGCGCUGGGUGGCUACUUUUUGCUCCAAGGCCCAGUACGUUCUUAAAACGGACAGUGACAUCUUUGUCAACAUGGAGAACCUGAUUUACACGCUUCUUAAACCUACCACCAAGCCCAGGAGGAGGUAUUUCACUGGCUAUGUCAUCAAUGGGGGGCCCAUCAGGGACAUGCGUAGCAAGUGGUACAUGCCCCGAGAUCUCUACCCAGAGAGCAAGUACCCGCCAUUCUGCUCUGGCACCGGCUACAUCUUUUCAGCAGACGUGGCUGAGCUCAUUUUCAAAACCUCGCUGCACACCAGGCUGCUGCACCUGGAGGACGUCUAUGUGGGCGUCUGCCUGCGGAAGCUGGGCAUCCAUCCUUUCCAGAACAGCGGCUUUAACCACUGGAAGAUGGCCUACAGCCUUUGUCGCUACCGCCGCAUCGUCACCGUCCACCAGAUAUCCCCUGAGGAGAUGCACCGUAUCUGGAAUGACAUGACCAGCAAGAAGCACCUGAAAUGUUAGCAGGACUGCCUCUUCACACUGGGGGAAUUGAACCAUUCCAUCGUGAUGCAUCUGUAGAAAGUGCUGGCAAACACUGUACGGAACAUUCCUGCCAGCUGAGAGACCCCUGCAGAAGCAUCCGGAACUUUUGUCUACACGCCAGCCGCUUGGCCAGUACUCUCCUGAGUACCCCGCCAAAACUAAGUAGUCUGUUUUUCCCUCCACCUCCGUCACCUCUGAGGUGUUUGAAGUGCAGAAACUCACUUCCGAGAACAGUGUUACAUUUGGAAUAUUUAAUUUUUUUUCUUUUGCCGUCAGUGGGAAGAUUUGCUGUUUAAAAGAGAUGAAAAACUCCUUGUCAGAAAGAUGAUUAAACCCUUUGCCAAUGCGGACACCUACUCACCCACCUUGUUUUUGACAAGACACCUUGUCGUACUUAUUUAGUAUUUUUCUGACAUUGACAAUAUUGUGCUCAAAGUAGCCUCCAGGUUUCAGAAGUGCUUACUGCAUAUCCAAAAUCCUAUUCUGCUGCUCAGAAUUCUCUUAAAGUCGAUCUGAAACACUUGUGUUGUGGAGGAUUAUUUCAAAACUUAAUUGUGCGACACGGAACUUCUGAAUGUUUUACACGUCAUUUUGCUCGUUGUAUUUCUGAAAGAGGUGUAGACGCCGGAUGUACUGCGACUGCUUUCAUCAUAGUGACAAAUGUGACCUCAUCUAGGAACCUCUGGUGUUGCGCCGACAGCUGAACGGUGGUGGAUUUGUGCUGGUGGAUGUCGACACUGAUUUGCUUCUGUAAUUUGCAGAAAUGUUAUUUCUUUAUUGAGAUGUAUUUUCUUACAGCACAUUCACAGUCUUUGUCAUCCAAGAGAAAAAGUAAUGCGCUAUUCCCAGGUGAAAUUUAGCUUAGCUCAUCGUGUUACGUGAAGUUAUUUGUCUUUGACGGGUUGUUCCAUUCAUCGACUUAAACAUGCAAGUGAGCAGAGCCGAGGAUCAUGAGCUUAGUCAAGUGAAAGAGAAUGGACACUGGGAACUUUAGUAUUUAUCCCAGACAACGCCGCCAUGGAGUCGCUCUGUUGAACAACGACAGCUUGGAAACUGGCUCGGUGAAAUGCUGUAAACUCUAGUUGAAACUGGAACUGCAGAAAAUAAUAGCAUCUCAUUAAAUGACUUGUUAGUCGUAGCAGCUGUGGUCUGUUUGAGGCCGGUCCCAGUUCUCAGCACAGCUCACAGUCAAAAGUUUGAGGAAAAGACGCUGCAGUCAGAUUUAUGCUGUCGCAGUUGUCAGCGCGUGUCCAUGACUCGGAAGAAGCCGUCUGCGCAAUUGGCGACUCGCUGUUUCAACCACUUUGUCUUAAAAUACAAGGAUUUCUGAGAAAAAUAGUAUUUAUGUCAAAAUAAAGAUCAAAGUUUGCUUUCAAACGUCUUCUUAUUCUUCAACCCUUUGGAUUUGAUUAUGAAUGUGUGUUGCUUUCCAUGCGUUUUAACUAAAAAUUAACAUUAUAGUACCAAAUGUCAUAUUUUAUAAAAACCUAGUCUGAAUGGAAAUGUGCCCUCUGGAGCUCAGAUAGAGAUGGAAAGGACAAACACCCUGUCACAGGACAGUUUUGUUGCCGUAUUGUUUGAGCGUGAAUGCUGCACAGUGUCAGGCUGAGACAAGCGGCGGUGCUGAGCUCCGCCCCUGGCAGAGCCUGCGGUGUACAAGACCAACACCAUUUCACACACACAAAAUUGAUAGACUCCAUCAUUUUCCCUUGUCAAAUGCAGCAUUCAUUCAUCGCAAUAGCAAAGCGACUGCUGAAAAUGACGCCUUGCAAAUGGAGUCCUGAGUCAGAACAUUCAGCGGCUACAGUGGAUU